Messenger RNA from Lodderomyces elongisporus, 2151 nucleotides. RefSeq names its product origin recognition complex subunit 3 (gene ORC3). Gene Ontology annotation, molecular function: DNA replication origin binding. NCBI's taxonomy places the organism in Eukaryota, Fungi, Ascomycota, Pichiomycetes, Serinales, Debaryomycetaceae. The record is from RefSeq and is a predicted model, not a curated record. The coding region runs from base 1 to 2151 and encodes 716 amino acids. The transcript has a single exon. Gene Ontology annotation, cellular component: nuclear origin of replication recognition complex; nuclear pre-replicative complex; DNA replication preinitiation complex. Gene Ontology annotation, biological process: DNA replication; DNA replication initiation.
AUGCCCACCGAGAACUCUAAACUUUCUGAAGAUUCUCAAAAGAAUGGCUUGGAUGUAGAAAAGCUUCAAGAGGAUGCAGAACUUGACUCAAAUGCUCAAGUGGAAGAUGAGACAAAUGAAAACAAUUUCAAAACACAUUAUUUUAUCAAACCGAAACUGAAUAAACGACCGUUGGAAACAUCACCAGCAAUUGAUUCGUUUCCUCAAUAUAAUCCGGCUUUAUCACAAAAGAAACGCAAGCUGGAUGGAGUACCUUUUUUUCCUUUGUUUGAUGGAAAGGAACCUUAUGAAAAUGUGAGAUUUAGAUACCAACUUUACGAGACCAUUUGGGAACACCAGCUCCAAAAGAUCCAAUUAAUUCUUAACAAUGCAAAUGAUAAUCUUGUUCAAGAUGUUACAAGGUUUAUAAAAGACCUGUUUUCUAAUGACAGAUUGCCCAUUGGGUAUAUCCAAAUGACUUCCAACACUGCAAACAAUUUGCGAAUCUUGGAGCAGUUGCAAGAUGCUAUACAAUAUGAGGACACAAUAGAUGAGGGAACAGACGAUCUUUCAGAAGAAGAAAACGGAACCACAUUGAUUGUACUCAAUACCAAGAAUAGUCCGCAUAUAAAAGGUGCAUUGAAAGAAAUAAAUGCGCAAUUUGAAGAUAUACAUGGGGGCUUGGACUAUAGCGAACGGCUCUCAUAUGAUUUGCAAGUAAUUGCCGAUUGGUAUGAAAUCAACAGAAAUACUACCAAUAAUGAUAAAGGAGAAGAAGAGGAAGAAAAUGUGGAUGGUCAAGAUGAGCAAGAUAGACUAGUGGUUAUGAUUGAGGAUACCAAUUUGUUCAAUACUCAACUUUUGAGCCAAGUAAUCAGGAUGCUCCAGGCGUUGCAUCGUAAAGUCCAUGUAAGACUCCUCUUGGCACUUUCCUGUGACACUGUUAGUUCGUGGGUAAGCAAUAAUUUUCCAAACGAUCUCCGUGCCGGACUCAACGGAUACAAAUUCAAGAGUAAUGAUAAUGUGAGUUUGGGAUACACUAUUUUGAACAAUUUGUUUCUCACACCCGAUUUGAACGAGUAUAAUCCAUUCUUGAUCAACAGCAAUUUGAGCACCAUUAUAUUGAACCGUUUUCAACAUUCAAACAACUCAAUUGAUGCAUUAAUAGCUGAGUUGAAGUUGUGUUAUAUGAUCCACUUCUAUCGACUGCCACUAUCGAUAUUGAUUGCUCAAGUCCCAAAAGAAUCAAUGGAAUUGUAUAUAGACGGACUCAGGAAAUUGCCAUCUUAUAAGCAAUACAUUGAACAGAAUAUCCUGAAUUUGGACUCACUAAAAUUUGAUGCUGUGAGGAAAGAUGAGACUGUGUUGAGACUAUUCAACGAGUCAAAAGGACAAUUCAAAACACAUAAAUUGGUAAUGAUGAAUGUCAUCAACGUUAUUUAUAAUUUAGAUACAAAGAAGAGAAAAGAGAAAUUCGAAAUAUACAAGAGCUUGGUCAAGGGUGAAUUGUUGACCUCGAAAUAUUUCCAUGAUUGUCUCAACUCUGCAAAUACUGGCUUGAGCUUACUUUCAAACAUAACAAGUAAUUGUAUUGAGGAAUUAGAUGGAGUCAAGGAUCUGCAUUUGGUUGAGUUGAACAAGUCGCUUGCAGAACUUGCUGCUAAUGGCUCUCCUGAGCUUAUUAGCACUCUUCAAACAUAUUUCAAGAAUCAGUUAUUGACAAAGUCUUUUGAGAAAAUUUUAUUCAACGAAAUCUUUACCUUGGAUGGAGGAGUUGUACAUGAAAAGUUUGAAAGAGCACCACUACUCGAAGAGAAUUUUGAGAACUUGAUGAUCAAUUGUUUACGACCAAACUUGCGACAGACUAUUGAAUCUGCAUUGGAUAACCCUGAAAUCUAUUUAAAAUCGGUUCUGAAUAAUUCGAUUGAUCCUUUACUUCGUCAAAUGUUCAAGGUCUAUAAAGAAGCGCCGGCAUCCAUCAACCUCCAUGAUUUUUAUCAAGCAUUUUGUGCGUCCUUGACGAGACCAAGCAGUAUAAAGGACGACAAAGAAUGGGCAAAAGUGGCGUAUUCCUGGUUCUUGCAAUGCUGUUUUGAGCUAAUGCAUUUGGGUAUUGUGCAAACGAAAAAGACUGGCGAGUAUCUAGAAAAAGCAAUCUGGAAAGGUGUGUAG